GGUGAUCAGUUUUCGAACUUAGCCUAGAUGUUUGAUUUAAAAUCCACAUGGCACAUGGCACGUGGUAUAUACAUAGUAGUAAAUGUGUUGAUAAAAUCUUUAAAAAAAAGGAUUGUGAGAUGAAUUUCAACGAUAAUCAAUGUUCUGAAGAAAAAACUCAAGUAGAAAUAUCAAAUACUUUAGAGCCGAUAGCAGAGCCUUUGAUAACAAUUCCUGAAGAAAAUGGUAAAAUAUCUUCUCUUAGCACUAUUGCUUUGGAAUAUAAUUCUAAUUCGGAUGUGGAGGAGGUAGAAACAGACAUUGACAAAACUGAAAAUCAAAAUACUACACCAAUUGUUAACAAAGAAAAUGAAAAGAAAGAGAUUGAAAGCAAACAGAUCUUGCAACAGUAUCGUACAAUUGAAGAACAUGUAUUAUCUUCUAGUGAAGAAACUGACAGCGAAGAUGAUUCUAGUAGCAGUUGCGAUAGCAGUAGUAGCAGCAGCAGCAGUAGCACUAAUAACGACAGUAGCAACAGUGACAGUGAUUCGGAUGAUACUAGUACCAAUAAUAACAAAAAGAACAAAGGAAAUAGAGCUAGCAUAACAAAAAAGAAAAAACAAAUAGAAAACGAAUUUGAUGAUCUUCCGCCAAUAGAAGAUUUAAAGAUCAGUGUUCCUGAAGUCUUAUGUGAUCCUCUGGGCGAGAUUGAUAAGGUGGUGGAACAAUUGGUAAUUGUAAAACCGAAACCGGGUAAGCCUACGCUCCACAUCGAUACAGUUUUAUUUAUAGAGAAAGGAGAAAGAGCGCUCGGUAAGAUAUUAGAUGUGUUUGGCCCUGUAAGCGAACCAAAUUACUGCAUUCGCUUCAAUAGCCCUGAACACAUACAAGAAAGCAAUAUUAAAGUGGGCAUGACGGUUUAUUAUUGUCCAAAUACACAAUACACAUCACUCAUCUUUCUACAUGAAUUACACAAAAUGAAAAGUUAUGACGCGAUGGUCGAUGACGAACCGGCAUUUUCGGACGACGAGGAAGAGCGAGCUUACUACGAAAUGCUGAAGCAGAAAAAUAACAAAGACAAUUCCGAUGGCAGCACAUCACGAAAACGGCAACGUACAUCGAGUUUUACUCAAAAUAGACCAACAGCUGAAUGGCAAUCAAAUCAUCCAUGGAACAGAAAUGGUAAAUUUCAGAGAAAUCAGGAAAGACAGCAGGCAUUGAGAAAUAGUCACUUUAAUCCAGCACAGUAUGGACCAUAUUCCUAUAACGAUUCUUGGAUGCAAAAUAACAUGCAUUGGUCGCCUGUUCCAAGAAAUAUGCAUCCUAUGUUCAACAGAUCAAACGCGGAGUACAGGCCACCGUUCAAUGAAUCAGGUUUGCCGCAAUAUGGCAAUUACAAUUCGAAUAGCUCUGGUGACGGGAAACAAUAUUUUGAAGAUGCUAAUCGAUCGAAUUCUCAACGCAAUAACAUGCAAUAUUCUAGAAUUCCGUUUGGUGCUCCUCCGAGAUUCAAUCCUAUGUUCCCAUCCUUUCCGAUGACCUAUCCUCAACCUCCCAAUGCAUCAUUUUCAUAUAUGGAUAUGUCUUGUCCGAUUUCUGUGCGACCACAAACGAAUGCACUUUGGCCGUCUUUACCACCUUCUUCGACAGAUUCGAAAACCAUUGAUUGAAAUUAAUAUUAAUUUAAUUUAAGUAGUAUUGUCUUUAUAUUCUUUCUACAUUCGCAUAAACUUAGAUCAAUUUUUAAAUGGUUGUAAAUAAAAGAACAAGUUUAUGUAUAGGUAUUCUGUGAUAAAUAUGGAAAUUAAAAAAAUAAUUACA
Messenger RNA from Cataglyphis hispanica, 1800 nucleotides. Its product is annotated as H/ACA ribonucleoprotein complex non-core subunit NAF1. Gene Ontology annotation, molecular function: RNA binding. Gene Ontology annotation, biological process: pseudouridine synthesis; box H/ACA snoRNP assembly; ribosome biogenesis. The record is from RefSeq and is a predicted model, not a curated record. The transcript has 6 exons. The coding region runs from base 48 to 1649 and encodes 533 amino acids. Gene Ontology annotation, cellular component: sno(s)RNA-containing ribonucleoprotein complex. NCBI's taxonomy places the organism in Eukaryota, Metazoa, Arthropoda, Insecta, Hymenoptera, Formicidae.